This is a messenger RNA of Drosophila santomea, 790 nucleotides long. Its product is annotated as protamine-like protein 99C. The record is from RefSeq and is a predicted model, not a curated record. NCBI's taxonomy places the organism in Eukaryota, Metazoa, Arthropoda, Insecta, Diptera, Drosophilidae. Gene Ontology annotation, biological process: sperm DNA condensation; spermatogenesis.
AUGAUAAUUCCUUGCGAGCUUCGUCUCAAUCAAAAUUCGUUUUCCAGCGCAGACAGUUCUGGAGCAUUUGGAGUACAAAUUCAAAGUUUACACAAAAUCCAAAAGAAUGAGGGAAAAAAGCGUGGACAUGUGUAUUGUCCACCCAUUUACAAGAGCCAGAAAGUGGCGCGCAUCACCAACAAUGGCUACCUCAACUUUUUGACCGAGUACAAGAAACGCUUUUGCGGCAUUUCUCCGCAGGACAUGGUGCGAUAUGCGGCCAAGCAGUGGAAUCAGCUGUCCGUCGCUGAGAAGGAACGUUUCAAGAAUAAGCCUACGGUCGUUUUGAGAAGCCCAGCACAAUUGGUUGCAUUUGAGUCGAAAUGCGAAGUGGCCGAUAAAACAGAACAGCAGUGUCCUUCUCAAAGACAGUCGCCAUCCGCUCGGCAGCGGAAAUCCGAGAGGAGCUCCUCCAGAUCGAGGACCUCGUACAGAUCCGUGAAGAGUCGCUUGCGUGGGAAGCCAAGUCCGCAGCAGACCAAGCGCAGUCUUAGCCAUUUGGGCUCCGCAGUUGCCUAUAUCCAUUUCCUGCGCAAGUUUCAGAGGAAGAAUCCCAACUUGGCGACCGCCGAACUGCUGAAAACUGCCACUCGCUUGUGGUGUCGACUGGAUGAAAGUCAGCGGCAUGCAUUUGAGAGGCCACUUUGGAUUGUUCAGAUAAAGGAAACCAAAGUAGCAGCUCAAGACUAAAAAACGCUUUCACUUUGUGCAAAUUUCUAGAAUAAAUUUAAUCUCAUGUUAGGGCAAACCA